AUGGGCUGUUCAGGUUCCAAGGAGAUCUCUGAGGCUCAACAGGUUAACGCCCAAAUCGAAAGUCAAAUCAAAAGGGAUAAGAUCUCGCUUAGAAAUGAAAUCAAAAUGUUACUGUUGGGAGCCGGGGAAUCUGGUAAAUCAACAAUCCUAAAGCAAAUGAAACUUAUUCACGAAGGGUCUUAUACGAACGAUGAACGCGACUCCUACAAGGAAAUUAUCUUCUCAAACACCAUUCAGUCCAUGCAUGUCAUACUCGAUGCCAUGCAGCUCAUGCAGAUCGAACUCAAGGACCCAUCCUUGAUUCCUGUCGGACAGAUGAUCCAAUCCUUACCCAGCCAGUUGGACAAGACCUAUCUCGAUCCCCAUGUCGUCACAGCUAUCCGUCAACUUUGGCAAGACCCUGGAGUGCGGAAAUGUUUUGAGCGCAGUCGGGAGUACCAGUUAAACGACUCUGCGGCGUAUUAUUUUGACUCGAUCGACCGAAUCGGACAGCGUAAUUACGUACCAGACGAUCAGGAUGUACUGCGCUCGCGUGUCAAAACCACGGGGAUUACGGAAACCGUCUUUGUGAUCGGGGAGCUCAAGUAUCGGAUGUUUGACGUCGGAGGACAGAGAAGCGAGAGGAAAAAGUGGAUCCAUUGCUUUGAAAACGUGACAGCUAUCGUGUUUCUGGUGGCGCUUAGCGAAUAUGAUCAGAUGCUCUAUGAAGACGACUCAGUGAACAGGAUGCAGGAGGCUCUGAACCUAUUUGAUUCGAUCUGCAAUUCGAGAUGGUUCAUCAAAACCUCGAUCAUCCUCUUCCUCAACAAGAUCGAUCUCUUCAAGCAGAAAGUCCGAUACUCGCCCAUCCAGAAUUUCUUUCCAAACUUCCAUCCCCCUUCGAACCCGGAUCAAGAGCUCUGGCAGGCCGGUGCUGACUUCUUUGGCAAUAAGUUUGUCAGCGUCAAUCAGAGUCCCUCAAAGCAGGUUUACGUACAUUUGACAUGUGCAACAGACACAUCCCAGAUCCGUUUUGUUCUGUCUGCUGUUAAUGAUAUCAUCAUUCAACUCAACUUGAGAGAAUGCGGUCUACUGUAG
Messenger RNA from Puccinia graminis f. sp. tritici CRL 75-36-700-3, 1077 nucleotides. Its product is annotated as guanine nucleotide-binding protein subunit alpha. The transcript is spliced from 7 exons. Gene Ontology annotation, cellular component: heterotrimeric G-protein complex. Gene Ontology annotation, biological process: G protein-coupled receptor signaling pathway. The record is from RefSeq and is a predicted model, not a curated record. The coding region runs from base 1 to 1077 and encodes 358 amino acids. NCBI's taxonomy places the organism in Eukaryota, Fungi, Basidiomycota, Pucciniomycetes, Pucciniales, Pucciniaceae. Gene Ontology annotation, molecular function: GTP binding; G-protein beta/gamma-subunit complex binding; GTPase activity.